AUCAGCCAAAUCGAAUCUUACCAUAUUUAAUACCAUUAAUAAAUUCUGUACUUUUUUUAACCUAUUGGUAAAGUAUAAGUAAUUCAUCGGAUUUCCUAAUUCCAUGUAUAAAGAAUGUGAUUUUCAUCUGAGAAAAAAAGCUGACCAUCUGAAGAACUGUCCGUCAGCACAAAAUAAACAUUUGUUUGUUGGAAAUAAAACACGUCUAUGUUUGUAGCCAGUAGGAGGAGAUUGAAUGCCACACCCACAGUGAUAGAAUUAGGUGUCUUCUGAUAUUAGUAUAAAUUUCAGACUCCACCGAUCGACUGUUAGACAGUAACACAGAUAAUCCAAAUAGCUGCAACUCGUCACCGCAUUUGAAAAGAAAAGAGUACUUGAGAGUUUGAGAUGGAUUCAGUUCGCUGGACAAGGAUUGUAAUCAGAGGCAUUAUGUGCCUGGCUGGAAUUAUUGGGAACAACUGGCUGUGCAUUAGCUCCCUGCCAAAAUCCGUUUCUCAGUUUCGUCCGAACGACGUCCUGUUUGUAAACCUGGCUGUAUCCAAUCUGAUCACCAAUUACCUAGUUGACCCCCUUAACAUUUUCCAAACAGAACGAUUUUUAUCUGUGGGAAAGGUGUUUUGCAGCUUUAGAUUUUUUCUGCCUGAAUUCUCAGAAACCAGCAGCAUCUUGAGCACCAUGUUCAUCACAGUCUACUGGCAUCAGAAGCUCGUGGGCUCUCUGAAACGCGGAGGAGCUCCUGUGCAAAUGGAAAAAGUUCACUUCAUCGCCGCUCUUCUGGCAGGAAGCUGGACCUUUGCGUUUGUCCUCAAUGCCCCACAUUUGUUCUUUGUUGCUGAUAAUCCUGAGAACACAACUGCCAUAGACUGCAAGGAAGCGCUGCCUUCGGAGGAAGCCAAUCAGGCCUACAAGGUGGUGUAUGUCACACUCGCAAAUGUGCUUCCACUUACCGGGGUUCUUUAUGCGAGCAUCCAGAUUGUGUUCACUCUGCUGCAGAAUGAAAAGCGUAUGAAGAAGCCAGGCACGCCGGUCAAGAACGAAGGAAACGCCUUACCAGAGAAAAGUGCAGACAACACUAACAGUGUACCAGUGGUUACCAAAUCCAAGUCACAAGCCAAAUCAAGUCUGGUGAGGGCUGCAAAGAGUGUGGUAGCAGUGGCCUUUUUUUUCCUACUCUGCUGGAUAAUUCACCUCAUCGUCAGCAUCAUUGGUUCCGUCACACCAUCCAGUGUGUUAGAUGACAUAGAAAGCUUUGUAGGAGCAUCCUAUACGUGCAUCAUUCCUUAUAUUUACCUGCACGGUGUGCAAAGGCUGACCUGCUCCAGAGGAGCAGGACGUGUGGUAGAUCAAGAGCAAGGAGUAAGUCAAACAGCAGCAAUUUGUCUUGACGUCACGGAGGGGAUUGCGCUGGUUAAUUUGGUAUAAUUCUGAUUACCCUGUUACGUGUGAAGUGUAAUAUUAUA
This is a messenger RNA of Silurus meridionalis, 1460 nucleotides long. Its product is annotated as alpha-1A adrenergic receptor-like. Bases 388 to 1422 code for a protein of 344 amino acids. The record is from RefSeq and is a predicted model, not a curated record. Gene Ontology annotation, molecular function: G protein-coupled peptide receptor activity; peptide binding. The transcript has 3 exons. NCBI's taxonomy places the organism in Eukaryota, Metazoa, Chordata, Actinopteri, Siluriformes, Siluridae. Gene Ontology annotation, cellular component: membrane. Gene Ontology annotation, biological process: neuropeptide signaling pathway.